AGUUGACUGCUGUGCUAACAAGAGAAAAGCGAAAGUGCAAACAACACGCCAGAUGGCAGUUCGUUGAAUGAUGAGAGAAUCCGGUCUUGCGAUACCCCCCUGUAUAUUGUGCGAGGUGAUAAAUGUACCCCUCACUCAAGCAAUCAAGCAACCCGAUGAGACUUUUGACACCAGUUCCGACACCGUGAAGAUAGAAACGAGACCGGGAAUGAACUAUCACCGGACUGAAUGGACUGUGGGAGGAUCAUAUAUCCAAGCAUUUACUAUAUAAACCCGUCUUAACUGUCGGCCAGCAACACUCCCAAAAAGGUCAGCCAGGUCAAGAAAAUAUCAGAAUAAGAAGCCUUUUCAAAGAGCACUUGUCCAUACACAACGACCGCACACCGCAAAUUCGCCACCAUCAUGCAUUUCCAAACCUUCUGUCUUGCAUCAGCCACGCUGGCCAUCGCCGUUAUGGCAGCACCGAUCAUUGAACUCAGCUCACUUGCCACACGUGAAGCUAGUGUUCCUCGGGGUUUCUUCAAUAACAAUGAUGCAGGGUCAGAGGUGAAGCGAGGAUUUUUCAACAAUGCAGAUGUAUCAAAUGUUUCAAAGGAGAAGCGAGGAUUCUUUAACAACGGAGACUCAACGGCGGAAGUUUCAAAACGCGACGAGGAGGUUGAUGAUGAUGGGUACUAUUACACAUAUACAGACAGUAACAAGUAAAGGAACUGGAAUUCAUGGAUUACUCAGUCGGAAGUGGAAGAUCUGAGGGAAUAGUAGUUUUUAUCGCUGUGGGAUUACUUUUCAAGUUGGUGGUUGUGUUGGGCUGACUCAAGGACGCACGCGACCGAUUAAUACAGCAUUGGAUCUCGUCUAUUUUCAACAAAUGACAAUUCUUAUUUCUUCUUCAUGUGGGAA
Botrytis byssoidea is the source of this 900-nucleotide messenger RNA. RefSeq lists its product as uncharacterized. The coding region runs from base 403 to 705 and encodes 100 amino acids. The transcript is spliced from 2 exons. Lineage: Eukaryota; Fungi; Ascomycota; Leotiomycetes; Helotiales; Sclerotiniaceae. The record is from RefSeq and is a predicted model, not a curated record.